This is a messenger RNA of Loa loa (African eye worm), 1626 nucleotides long. Its product is annotated as KOW domain-containing protein family protein. The coding region runs from base 1 to 1533 and encodes 510 amino acids. The transcript is spliced from 10 exons. Gene Ontology annotation, cellular component: spliceosomal complex. Gene Ontology annotation, molecular function: nucleic acid binding. Gene Ontology annotation, biological process: mRNA splicing, via spliceosome. NCBI's taxonomy places the organism in Eukaryota, Metazoa, Nematoda, Chromadorea, Rhabditida, Onchocercidae. The record is from RefSeq and is a predicted model, not a curated record.
AUGGCACACAGGCAUUUUCACACUGCUUCUUCAUCAAAAUACCCCAACGCUAUGAACGUGGUGCAGUGGACCGGAAGGGAAGGGCGGACUGUUCCAGAUAUCUCAAAAGAAGCGGCAAGCUUUCCUGAAGUCAUGAUUUUGGAAUCGGAUCGUGAUCCGUCCGGUGUACAAAUGCCAUCAACAUCUGAACAUUCCUGCUCAUCUGACAUGUCGAACGUUCCCAAAGAUAUGUCAUGUCAAAAAUCAUCUGAUGUAAAAUUCACGAUAUCCACUCUUAAAAGAAAUGUGCCAUCAAUAUCAAACAAUAAUGUACUGCGAAUUGAAAGUAAUGGAAGUGACGAUAAUGCGGAAGGUGCUAUUAAUGAAUUUAAACGUCAACGGCUUACACUUAUGAAAAACGGACAAAUGACUGAACCAGGAGGAAUACAUAAGUCGGAAAGCAGUUUGGUUAUACCAAUGGUAACGCAGAAGGAUUGGAGGAUUGAGCGCCUUUUGCAGAUGAAGAACGAGGGUAAACUAAAUAAGGAAGAGCUAGCGAAGCUGGAGCUACUUACCGAAUCUGCUUCGUCAUCAACUCAAGAGACAAGCGUGAAUAAAGUUGACGGUCAGAUCAGUGAAUCGCUUAGCAGUGUGGAUGCUGAUUAUGAUUCAGUACCAAUAGAAGUAUUUGGUCUUGCGGUACUGAGAGGUUGUGGUUGGCGAGAAGGUGAAGGAAUUGGUAAAACAAACAAAAAGGUAGUACCUCUGCGAAUCUCAUCCAGAAGGCCGAAAGGACUUGGAUUGGGUGCCACCAUUUUGUCGAAAUCGACAAAUAGCUUGAAUUCAGAUGCAGGAAAAUUGUGUAGUUUAAAGAAAGCAUCACUUGUGAAAAUUAUUGGUGGGAUAUAUAGGAAUUUAUAUGGAAGAAUAGAGAGUUUCGAUGAAGAUAAUGCGAGCGUUAUUGUUCGGCUGGCUGUGGGUGACAAAAUUGUUCGUGUUAGUCACUAUGCUGUGAUUUUGGUCACUGAUGAGGAAUAUAAACGAAAAGGCAGAAGUAUAGCAGAACCUUCUCAUGACGGUGGCAAACAUUCAAAUGGUAAAAUCGAAAUGAAGGAUAGCAAAGUGAGAACAUCACAGGAAAAGAAUUAUAAGAAGCAGAAAUCAGAAAUCAUUGUCAAACCAAAUAGGGAAGGUAUGUGGGCACGACCAGAACUGAAAGUGCGAUUCAUCGAUAGGAGAUUCAAGAAUGGGAAGCUCUAUAAUGAGAAGGUUCGGAUUCUGGAUGCAGCCGAUCGUGAAAACUGCAUUGUAGAAGAUUUUUCUGGAAAUAAGUAUUUCCAAAUCAGUGAACAUUGGCUGGAAACAGUGAUACCAAAAGCGAGGGGGACAAAGUUGAUGAUUGUAAAUGGUCCACUUCGUGGAAACAUUGCAGUGCUGGAAGCAAAGGAUAAGAAAAAACAUACGGUUAUUGCUAGGUUGAUAACUACUGAUGAAAUUGUUACUAUGUAUUUUGAUGAUGUCUGUGAAUACCUUGGUUCUUUUGAUGACUUUUAGAACAUCAUGAUUUUCUAUCAUCAUAUGAUAGUUCUCGUUCUAUUAAUAGAUGUAUGCAGCACUUAAAUCUUUGUACUCAAACUUGUCGCUACA